AUUAAAAUUGUUGAGAAAUAAAAGACAUAAAGCAGCGUGUUUUCCGGUGCAAAGGACAAAGUUGGCCGGCGCACACGUGGCAGCAUAGGAGCCGGUAGAUCCUCAUGCAAAUGGGUUAGAUGAGUCCGAGUAGAGGUUGAUGAGCAAAAGCUGAUGAUAAUAGUGAAACAAAGGAGAAGAUGGUGAUCGAAUAGGUAGAGAGAGAAAUAAGCGCAGCAGCUGCUUUUAGGGAGGCCAUGGCGGCGUGGCAGAGCUGUAAUUCUGCGUCUUUAAUGCAAACAACACAGCCUCAGACUCUCAAAAAGUCAUCGCUUUGCCCCCCCACCCACUCUCUCUCUUCUCACCCCGAAAUAAAGCUGCCACUCUCUCUCUCUAAAACUCCUCUCCUCUUCAUUUUAAAUUAACCAAUUCAAUCCUUUGCAUCAUCUUCCGUUUAAUCUCUAGUUCCUCACAUCACAUGCAAAUUCAUUGCAGCAAUUAUAGUACAACUUUUCCUCAUUCACUCACCUCUCAGAAAUUGUCUGCCUUAAAACCCACAAUUCAAGAAUCCCAAAAACGGCCAAUUAUUCCCGAGUCAUUUUCACCACGCUUUAUGCUAUGGAUUGCCAAUUGACCUCCACCCAACCCCAAUGGCCGGCUUCUUCUCACUAGGCGGCGGCAGGGGCGGCGCCAACCCCGAUCAAGAGGGCGCCAACCCUGACAUCAACCCGGAGAGCUGGUUCCUCUACAGAAAUGAGGAGAUUCCAUCUUACAGAGGCUUCGAGCUGUGGCAGCCGCAGCCGCCGCCGCAGCAGCAGGCGGAGAACUUCCUGCAGCGGCCCCUGCAGGAUCUGUACGCGUCGGCGGGGGGGCUGGCCGUGGGGCCGAGCCGCGGCGGGGGGUUCAGCAUCACGGAGGAGUCGCCGAGAUCGGGGUUUCUGAUGAUGAGGAGCGGCGGAGGGGGCGGCGGAGGGAUCAGCUGCCAGGACUGCGGGAACCAGGCGAAGAAGGACUGCUCGCAUAUGCGGUGCCGGACGUGCUGCAAGAGCAGGGGGUUCCAGUGCCAGACGCACGUGAAGAGCACGUGGGUGCCUGCGGCGAAGAGGCGGGAGAAGCAGCAGCAGCUGGCGGCGCUGCAGCAGCGCCAGGAGAGCGGGUCGGGGAGAGAGAGAGAUAGAGAGAGGGAGAGUGGGAAGAGGCAGAGAGAGAAUCCCAGCAGCUCCAACUCCCUUGUUUGCACGCGGAUACCUACUUCCACCACAGGUCUAGAGCUGGGGAAUUUCCCUUCAGAAGUGAGCGCAGAGGCGGUAUUCCGCUGCGUCAGAGUGAGCGCCAUCGACGACGCAGAAGAUCAAUACGCCUAUCAAACCGCCGUCAACAUCUCCGGCCACGUUUUCAAAGGAAUUCUCUACGAUCAAGGCACCGAAACCCAGUACAUGGCCGCCGGAGAGACCUCCUCCGGCGGCGGAAGCGUCAGCGUCGGAGUCCAACAGCUCAAUUUAAUAGCCGGCACUUCUGCAGCCGCUGCCACCUCCACCGCCGACACCUCCGCCCCCGCCGCCGCCACCUCCUCCCCUUAUCUCGACCCUUCUCUAUACCCAGCUCCUCUUAACAGCUUCAUGGCCGGUACGCAAUUCUUCCCACCACCAAGAUCUUGAAACAAAAUAAGUUGAAAAUAAAAUUACAAAAAUAAAAUUUAGAAAUUAAUUAAUUCCACAUUUCUUCUUACCUCAAACCUAAUCUCUUAUUAUUCCGGCGUUCCGAUGUGAGUUCCACUAUAGAAGAUGAAACAUAUAGUAUUCAAUAUCGGAUCUCCAAUGCCUUUUCUCUCCUUAAUUAAUUCUCUUUUUCACUUCUUCAUUACUACUAUUGAUGGAGCUUUGAGGUUUUUGUAAGAAAAAUAUAUUUAAACAUAGGAUUAUUUGUUCCUGGUGUUUCUUGUAAAAAUCCUAUUGAGGUUGAAGAAACAAAUAUUAAUAUAUGAUUGGAAAUUCAGGGGAUUUAUAUA
Salvia miltiorrhiza (redroot sage) is the source of this 1987-nucleotide messenger RNA. RefSeq names its product protein EXPRESSION OF TERPENOIDS 1. Gene Ontology annotation, biological process: positive regulation of DNA-templated transcription. Gene Ontology annotation, molecular function: DNA binding; DNA-binding transcription factor activity. Gene Ontology annotation, cellular component: nucleus. The record is from RefSeq and is a predicted model, not a curated record. The transcript is spliced from 2 exons. The coding region runs from base 630 to 1637 and encodes 335 amino acids. Lineage: Eukaryota; Viridiplantae; Streptophyta; Magnoliopsida; Lamiales; Lamiaceae.